This is a messenger RNA of Porites lobata, 1145 nucleotides long. Lineage: Eukaryota; Metazoa; Cnidaria; Anthozoa; Scleractinia; Poritidae. The record is from the annotation of a GenBank genome assembly.
AUGAAAAAAAUUGAAGAAUUUUAUUCAAUAAGGGAAACCCUAUGCCAUGACCUUCCACCUGAUCAGCAGGUUGAUGGGGUCUAUAGAAACCUGGAGAACUUUCUACUUCUGCUGGCCAAGUUCUAUUUUGAGACUGAUCAGUACAGUAAACCUGGGGAUAAACUGGUGUGGUUCAGUGAGAGGGAGGGAGCAUUAAAAAUUGCCAUAGGGGUGAUGGGGCUCCUUUUGGGAAAUGGGAUCAAUCUAUGUCAUGGCUGAUAAGUUUUUUGAAUGUGGGGCCCAGGGUAGCUAGUCCCAAUGACAAUUUUUUGUUAUUUGGAGCUAGUUGUAAGGAGGAUCACAUGGUCGUUUCUCGUUUUACAGUGAAACUUGCUAUAGACAUGGAAAAAAUAGAGAGCAAAUCUUACACAGUAUUGGGUAAGAAUGUCACCUUUUCUUUUGAUCUCCUGCCAGGAGAUAUGAAAUUCCUUGCAUAUAUAAAUGGGGAAUUAAGUAAUGCAGCUAAAUAUUUUUCUAGCUUUGCUAAUGUCUCCAAAGAUGACUGUAAUGCACUGAAUGGGAAGUAUGGAGAAUCUCAUGAUUGUAAGUGGAAGCCUUGGCAGUAUGCAGAAAGAAUCAAAGUUGCAAAACAGGUUGAAGAUUUCAAGAAAAAAAUACCUAGUCAUUUAGCAGUAUCAACAAAGAGAUCCAAAGUAACUCCAUUUAUUGCUGUAAAAAAAUCCAGACAAGAAUUCAAACCAUUAAUUGGUAAGCUAUGUGACAAGGAAGUUGUUGAACCACUUCACCUUAAGAAUAAUGGUGUCCAACAUUUUCAUGCAAUGUUACUUGAUCUUGCUAUUUCUGUAAGUAACCUCCCCCCAAAAUUAAAUAGUCUUGAUGAUUUGCCCUCCAAUUCGGCAAUGUCCAGAUAUUUAAAGGCCAUGGAACAAGAUGUUAAAGCAGGGAGAAUGAAAAAACAACUAGGUAGGUGGCUCCUUGAGGAUAGAGCUAAAGAUAAAGACUUCACUUGCAGGUUAACUGGUAAAGAUUCCCGCCUAAUCUUGCAUGGCUUUAUGUAUCUAGUGAAAGCAAUUCAGGGUGACUCAAAUGAUCCCAAGUUGCUAAUGCGACUUCUGCCAAUUGUCGUCAUUGGUAUUCGACUCAGG